AUGACAACCCUCAACAAAAAUUGGGAACAGACACAGAUCAAGGUUUUCUCAAGAUGGUGCAACAAGUACUGCCAGCAAGCUGGAAUGAAAGUUGAAGACUGCACACAAGAUUUCGAAGAUGGUGUAAAGCUUAUUACACUCCUUGAGAUCGUUGGCAAGGAGCCAAUGCCAGGAAAAUGGCACAAGACCCCAAAGAUGAGGAUCCAGAAGCUCGAAAACUGCGACCUCGCCAUCAAGUACAUUUCUGAAGUUAAGAAGGUCAGACUUGUCGGUAUCGGCUCAAACAACAUUGUCGACCACGACACAAAGCUCACACUCGGCUUAAUUUGGUCCGUUAUCAACAAGUUCGUAAUCGAAGAAAUCACAGUUGAAGAAGCUACAGCUCGUGAUGCCCUUCUUCUUUGGUGCAAGAAGAACACACAAGGCUACGAAGGUGUUGAUGUCACAAACUUCACAUCCUCCUGGACAUCCGGCCUUGCUUUCUGCGCCCUCAUCAACCACUUCCGCCCAGAGCUUCUUGACUACAACGCUCUUGACAAGGCUAACCACCCAGAGAACUGCCGCCUUGCCUUCGAGGCUUGCAAGCAGCUCGGCAUCACAGUUUAUCUCGAUGUUGAAGAUAUCGCUGAUACACAGCCAGAUGAGAAGUCCGUUGUUACACAGGUCUCCGAGUUCUUCCACUUCUUCGCUUCUGACACAAAGGCUGACCAGAUGGCCGAGAAGCUCAAGAACACAGUUGGCAUCCAGCGCGAGAUCAAGGACAUGACAGAGGCCUACAUCCAGGCUUGCCAGGCCGCCAUCGCUGAGAUGGAUGCCAAGUCCGCUGAAAUUGCCGAUGAUUCCUUCGACAAGGACACAAAGGGCAUCAAGCAGAAGCUCGUUAACACAAUCGCCUACGGUAAGGAUGGCCGUCCAAAGAUCUUCGAGCUCAAGGCUAACGCUGUUGCUGCCUACUCCGCUCUCCAGUUGAAGUGCAAGGCUACAAAGCGUCCAAUGCCAGAGAUCCCAGAGGAAUACAUAGAACAGGCCCUCAACCAGCGCUUCGAGCAACUCGACCAGCAGGUUUCCGACCGCCGCUCAGAGCUCCUUGGCCUCCUUAACGACAAGGUUAAGUCCUAUGUCAGCCAGGCUAAGGAAGUCCAGGGCGCUCUUGAAGCUCUCGAUAAGGAGUUAGACUCAAUCGAAGGCGAACUCGAGCAGAAGAAGGAAGCCCUCAACGCUAAGGUUGACAAAAUCCGCAGCAAGCACGGCGAUGUCGAAGCUCUUGCUCCUAUCUACAACGAUAUCGAAGAGGCUGAAAUGCACCUUGAGAUCGAUGAGACACCAUCAUUCAUCGAGUCAAUCUACAACGCCACAAUUGCCCACGCUACAACACUCAUCCGUGAAAUCGAAGCUGCUAUCGCUGCUGCUAAGGGUCUUGAGAUCUCCGAGGAACAACUCGCUUCAUUCCACGAGACAUUCAACCACUUCGAUAAGGACCACUCCAAGUCCCUCCAGUACUACGAACUCCGCGCUUGCCUUACAGCACUCGGCGAAGACUUCACAGAUGACCAGGCUAAGGAAACAUGCAAGAAGUACUCCGCUUCUGGCGAAGAGAAGUUGAACUUCGAUGAAUACGUUAAGUUCAUGCUCGACCACUUCAACAAGGCUGAGACAAACGAGACAACAAUGGAGGCCUUCAAGACAAUCGCUAACGGCAACCCAGUCCUUAACGAUGCUCAGCUCGACCGCUACUUCUCUGCUGAAGAUGCUGCAUUCCUCCGCCAGGAACUCCCACAGGUCGAAGGUGGCUAUGACUUCCAGUCAUGGGUUAACAAGAUCUAUGCAUAA
Trichomonas vaginalis G3 is the source of this 1830-nucleotide messenger RNA. Its product is annotated as calponin homology domain-containing protein, DDB G0272472-related family. The record is from RefSeq and is a predicted model, not a curated record. Gene Ontology annotation, molecular function: calcium ion binding; actin filament binding. Gene Ontology annotation, biological process: actin cytoskeleton organization. Gene Ontology annotation, cellular component: cell projection; plasma membrane; cell junction. NCBI's taxonomy places the organism in Eukaryota, Parabasalia, Trichomonadida, Trichomonadidae. The transcript has a single exon. The coding region runs from base 1 to 1830 and encodes 609 amino acids.